GUCUCUAGAGCUCCAUGUUCAAUGUGUCCCGACCUUGAAGGUUGAAAGACUUGGCAUGCAUUUAUCGAGCUGAAUGCGUGUAUCGAAGGUAUAUUUACGUAAGGUAGUCUGAGGGUUGUACCUAUCAUACAAAUCAGGUAUCUACAUGUACCUACCUAACUACAUGUAGGAAGGUAGGCAUGCAUCUACAGCAUUGGGGCCCACAGCUGUACGACAUCGCACCUCUCAAUACCUACCUACGUGUAGUGUACUAAGGUAUGUACGAACCACAAUCCAUACUGGUGCGGUAUCGAGGUAGGUGGAAAAAUGGCCAAUAAGAACUAGGACAUUCCCAGUGUGAUGGAUUAGGACAGAGCUGUCUGAAGGAAUAUCCCAGAGUUUUUUCAGCUUCAGAGCUAAUUGGUAUUAGGCGCAUACUUGGUUUUCUGUCGUUGAAGGUUCGAAGUAUCGUCAGUCGUACCAACUUCGAGCAAUCGUGUCAUUCCCGUGAUAAAGGUGCCUUUCUUCAAUAUUAAGGUCCCAUCGUGUUCACAGAGACUCUUGGUGAACAUGGAAGUCGAAGCAGCGGAGCGUUUCCAGGCCGAGCUAGACCUGCUCCUUGCAAUGUACCCCGACUCUCUCAGCUUCUCUGCAAAGGGCCGGGAGCUGAAGUAUUCACAUUGGGGUGAUGAGUCGGGUACAAAGUCCCCAGCUGUUCUAACACUCCGACUGCCCGACACUUAUCCCCUUGUCGGAUUCCCCGAAGUUGUUUCUGCUACGGGACAUUACAAGGAAUAUUUGAGGUCUCCUACACAAGCUGUGUUCUCUUCUACUGAAGCCCCUCCAGGAGAGGAGGUCUUGGAUGUACUGCUUCUUGCCUUUAGAGACUUGGUGUCGUCGAGAGAAGGCCCGAGCCAAAAAGCAACUGUGCAAGCAACUAGGGAAACUGAAUCCCAGGGGAUGAGUGAGCUAGCUAACAGAACAGUCAUAAUCUGGCUCCAUCAUCUCCUCAACACAAAUAAGCGUAAACUUGCUCUGAAUCCCUCGAUGGCGGCCUCGAGAGUCUCUGGGGUCACAAAACCUGGCUAUCCUGGAGUGUUGGUCUUUUCUGGAGAGACAAGUGCUAUCGAGUCGCAUGUACUGGAACUGAGGAAUCAAAGAUGGCAAGCAUUUCAGAUCCGGUAUGACACAGACAAUGAAGGAGUGCCAUCUGAGAUAUGGCGGUUCAAGCAUGGCGUGGGCAUAAGCGAAGUUGAGUCCAUGAGUGAUGUUGCGCAGAGCAUCGUGGACCCGCAGCAUAGGGAAGUUUUUCUAAAUUCCAUAGGAGUCAAAUGACGAGGGUAAAUUCAAGUAUGGUCUGCAGCAUGCACGCAUUCUGCUAGGGAGCCUACCGGCGGGCUUCGUUUUGUUCAUCUCUUGGUAGCUCGUGAUUUCUCCGUCACUGCGUGAGCCUUCAUCAAGUGCCAGCAUCAGCGCUUGAUUCCCAACCAUUGUCAUACCCAUAAUAUGUGUGUAUAGCUAGUAUCCACACUGAUACCUAUUUUUUAGUAGUUGGGUUGAUAUUUGAAACAUUUGCGAGGCUGUAAAGCUUAACAAGCAACUUGAUUCGUGAUAUUUACUAAGAUUAAGCAUAUACAUAUUUCUUCGAUAUUAAAUCCUUUAUAUCUAUGAUGUACAUAUAUAAGUAAGUAUGUACCUAGGUAGGUUGGUCCCGUCCUGAAGCCCACCUUCUAUGCUUUGUAUCGUGAUACAUGUAGGU
This is a messenger RNA of Xylaria bambusicola, 1738 nucleotides long. RefSeq lists its product as uncharacterized. The transcript has 4 exons. NCBI's taxonomy places the organism in Eukaryota, Fungi, Ascomycota, Sordariomycetes, Xylariales, Xylariaceae. Bases 550 to 1314 code for a protein of 254 amino acids. The record is from RefSeq and is a predicted model, not a curated record.